UCGCGACGCGGACGAGUCACACACCGCACGCAAGCGUGCGCGGCCAUCGAUCGGGCUAAGGCAGGCACCAUGCAGCCGCCGCCGAGGAAGAGUAACUACACCAAGUUCCUGAAGAACUUGCACACGGAGCAGAUAGCCAAGCUCCACGCCAAGAACCAGCACGAAUGUGACCUGUUGGAGGAUCUCCGGACCUACACCAUCAAACGGUCGGCCAUUGAGAAAAGCUACUCCGAGGCCUUGCUGAAAAUAUCUUCAGGGUAUCUCAGUAAGAAGAUCCCAAACAUCCCGGACAUCAAAGUCGACGGGGCGGAGGAAAAAUGGAAUAUGUGGAACGUGUGGCGCACGGUGCUCGAGGAGAAUGAGAAGCUGGCGCGCGCGCGCCUCGCCGCCGUCGAGGUGUUCCAGCAGCAGAUCGCCGACGAGGCUAAAAUGCUGCGCCAACACAAGAUCAACGUCGCCAAGAAGUGCACGGACUCCCUGGCGCAGGCACACAAGGAGCUGCAGCUCACGGUGAUCGACGUCGACAAGACCAAGAAGCUGUAUUUCGACGAGGAACACACGGCCCACGACGUCAGAGAUAAAGCCAAAGACAUCGAGGAGAAAUUGAAGAAGAAGAAAGGUUCUUUCUUCCAAUCGAUAACCUCGCUCCAAAAGAACAGCGCCAAGGUAUCGUCGCGUCGCGAUCAACUCGAGGAGAAGUCAACGGGCGCCAGGAACGACUAUCUGCUCAGCAUCGCCGCUGCCAACGCCCAUCAGAAUCGCUACUUCCUCGUAGAGCUGCAGACCUGCAUGCAGAACAUGGAGUCAGCCGUAUAUGAAAAGGUGUCAGAGUUCCUGACCCUCAUGGGCCGCACUGAGCUGCUGACAUGCUCCGCCACCCAGCACUCGUUCGGCAAGAUCCGGGACCAGGCACAACAGCUCACCCGGGACUAUAACCUGCAGUGCGUGUAUCUGUACUACCCGGUGCUGAAACAACACAUUCAGUACGACUACGAGCCAUGUGACAACGACCCCGUCGACAUCGUUACCAUGGAGCACGAGUCUGUGGCGCAGACGCUGGCGCAGGAGGCGCGGCGCUGGGCCACGCGAGUCGUGCGCGAAACCGCGCUGGUGCGGGACGCCACCCGCAAGCUGCACUUGUACCAGGCCAUGCGAGAGGCGGGACAGAAGACGGACCCGAACGACCCGAACGGGCCGGACCUGGAGACGCGCAUGGACGAGCUGCGCUCCAACAUCCGCCGCUCCGAGACCUCGAAGGCCAAGUACGAGGCGCGGCUCGAGUGCCUGCGGAACAGCAGCGCGCCCGUCGACGAGUGGCUCAAGGAGAUCGACCUGCUCGCCGUGCAGGACACCCUGCCGCGCAGUUCCAGUCUCCUCAGCGUGAGGACCGACGCGUCCGGGGCUGCCGAUCAGCCGAGCUCCGACUCAUUCUACGACAGCGACAACACCGAGGGCGAGCAGGCCCCGGCCGCCUCCGUGUCGGGCCACCAACGGACCACCUCCGGCUCGCAGCACGAGGACGAACACGACGAGGAGGUUGACACGGCGCUGGAGGAGGAGAGGAUGCGCAUGGAGCAGCUGGCGGUGGGCUGGGACGACCCCACGCAGGUCAACUGGGGCGAGGAGCCGGUGGCGGAGGCGCCGGCCGCCGGCGUGGAGGCGCCCGCCGCUCCGCUCUACAAGUGCACCGCGCUCUACUCCUACACGGCCCAAAAUCCAGACGAGUUGUCGAUCAUAGAGAACGAGCAGCUGGAGGUGGUUGGCGAGGGCGACGGCGACGGCUGGCUGCGCGCGCGCAACUACCGCGGCGAGGAGGGCUACGUGCCCCACAACUACCUGGACGUAGAGCGAGAGCAGGCCUCAUCCAAUCCUGGUCUGGUCACUCAGAUAUCGUUCUCUUCUGUGGACUAUACCGUGGAAGGGGAGGACGCGGACGUGGUGCAGUCUCCGGACCAGAUCUCGGUGAUCUCGGCACCAGUGGCGAAGGCCGACGAGCCGAAAGCCGAGGCCCUGAACACGGAGCUGGCGAGGGCCGUCGAAGAGUCCCAGUCGGAGUGGCCGACCCUGGGCUACUGUUUCGCGCUUUACGACUACGAUGCUGAUGCUACUGAUGAACUUAAUCUUGAAGAAGGACAGAUUAUCCGCGUGGUUUCGCGCGACGCACACGGCGUGGACGACGGCUGGUGGCGCGGUGAGGCCAACGGCGUCAUGGGCAACUUCCCCUCGCUGAUCGUCGAGGAGUGUGACGAGAACGGAGAGCCCCUGAGCGGCGGUGAGGACGAGUGGUCCCCGCCUGACUCGGCGCCGCCGGUGUUCGCUUCGCCCCCGGGCUCGCCCACCACCGGGGGCUUCGACGACCAAAUGAUCGUCGGAGACAACAACAAUGGGAAAGACGCCCCGCCGCCCGCGGCGCCGCCGCCGCCGCCGCCCGCCGACGCCGACGACGGUGACGACAUCGACCUCGGCGACUCUAUGGACAGUCAGCCCGACUUCAGCUUUAACCUGGAGCUAACUAAGAACCAAGUUGAGCAAUACGGGAGCCAGUUUGAAGGGCAGGAGGAGAGCGUCGUCGCGCCUGCCGUUACUAUCGUUGUCGAUGAGGUUGUCGCUGAAAAUUGGAACGAGGACGAGGAGGAGCCGGCGCCGCCGCCGCCGAAGCCUGCGCCGCCCAAAGUUGAGCUCCCGGACGACGGCGGGCUCGGCGUGGCGCAGAUCGUGAUCACCGCCGCCACGCCCAUGGUGGAGGAGCCCGAGCAGCCCUUCCCUCCGCCUGAGCCCGAGCCCGAGCCCGAGGAGGACGAGUCCUCCAUCUCCGAGCAGACCGCUGUCUGCGUGCCCGACCAGGCCGAGGCCCCGCCCGCCAACAGCUCGACGGCCUCGGAAGGCGAGUCCACCGGCGCCUCCGGGCCCCCCACUGCGCCGCAGUCUCCGCCCGCGGCGCCGCGCGCCGGCCGCGCCUCCAUACCCGACGAGCUCGAUUCGGCCCAACUUGCUAGGCUCACUGACUUGAAAGAAUCCAACGCUUAAACUUGCGACUGUAUCUAUUUCUUUCUCUACGGAAGAACCGUUUUUCACUCUCUCGUUUCAGUGAUAUCGUGGCUAUCACACCGGUUUGAAUGAAACUAUCUCGCUCAGUAACUCUGUAUACGAAUGUAUAUGUAGAUAUGGAUCAUAUUAAUUUAAAACUUCAUUAUUUUAAAUUGAUACUUGGAUUGACCGCAUAGUGAAAGAGCCUACCUUAAGAUCAGGUAACUAUAGUCAUUAAGUACAACUAUGCUCCAGUUUGUAACGUUAAUUCUUAACGAGUCUUUAUGAUUUGUACUCGUUACAUUUAUUUUGGAGCUUAGAUACACUAAUGCUCUCUUAUGCUUGCUUUAUUUUAUACUCAAUAUAAUUUGAAAAAUACUUAUACAUAUUUUACUAGAACUUGAAUUUGGGCCAAUUGUAAGUUGUGGACUAAAGUUACCUGAUUUUACGGUACUCUUUAUACCUAAGUAUCUAUAUAACUCUAGCGUACAAAAAAGAAUAAUGCAGCGAUAGCGGCGAGAAUCACAUCAUUGUGUUUUACAAAAUACAAUAAUGUGAGUUCAAUAACGAAUAACAAAUAUUUAAUAUUAUAAGACCGAGUUUUGCGAGCGAGUGUCUAACGGUUCGGACAGGCCGGUGCUCGGCUGGAUAGAUCCGUUGAAUGUCGGCCCGGUCAGUGGAGCUGUACAUACAUACUUAUUAUACAUAUACUGGUUACUGCUAGGUGUAAUAGCACGAUCUAGUACCUGCUGACUAGGGGUAUGAGAACAUCGCGAGCUGGCCAACGAUCCUUUUUAUUAUAAAUGUAUCACCAUUGUUAAAUACUUACAAUAUAAGUUUCUUUUAAACGCGCAUUCUUAGGUGCCUCAAGACUGUAUAGGAAGUGGUAUACUUUAAUAACUGUAAUCAUAUUAUAUCUUGCGUCCAUAUGACGUCUUGUUACAACGAAAUAGUCGGAUGGUUGUUACCUUAUAUUUAUCACAUGCAUAUACCUACAUUCUUCUCUGUGGUGAACGUGAGAGAUGUUGUUACUUUUUAUGUACAAUCAGCAGCAGAAGUUGCUAAGCGGGCGAGGUGUUAAAAAUGAUCUUAACGUGACUUUAUUUAUGAGAAUAAGAGCGUGUCAAGGUAAUUUAAUUUGAACACUUCGGCUGCUAAGCAACUUCUGCUGCUUUGACAUUGUACUCGAAUCUGGUAACCAAACAUCGCUGCCAGCGCGCUAGGGGCAAAUCAUAGAAUACGAGCAGUACCUAGGUCAUAAAAAAAUCAGUGCUCGCUGCGAUAAAUGUUAUAAGUACGAAGACUUCUUUUAACAUCUAGCCAGCGAGUUGAAUAUUCAGUUCUUUAUAUAUUAAUUAUAUAAGAAUAAAGAAAUAUCACAUUUUUCCUUGCCUCAUUGUCGAACAAUAAAUAAGUUUGGCAUAUAGUUAUCCCAUAAUAAUUAUUGGGGGGUUUCUGGGCUUCAUAUUGAAAGAUAUGCCUGCACGCCUAUAGCGAUGUUUGAUGUAACUGUUUCCAAUGUAGAUAGUUGUGUACGAGGAACUUACCUAAGAUUUUAUAAUAAAUGAGAAAUUAUCUAAAAAGAUGCAGAUACCUAUAUUAAAAUAAAUUGAAGAUUUACAAAUAAUUUUAAGUUCCAAAUGGCUCGAAAUAUUUGUAUAGGUUAUUUAGCUAAACUAUUCAUACUUGAUGAAAAUCUAAUAGAAAAUAUGUCUUCUCAGACUUCCAACUAGAGCAAAAUCUGACUUUUACAUACCUAUUAAAUGUGAACAAAUCAGUAUCCUCUUAAUUGUAGAUAGACAAUUAAUAUUUUUAAUUAAAACUGCGGUAGGUGUUUUUAAUGUAUCAUAUGCUUCUAAUACUCAACAGAUGCUUGUGAUUUAAUUGAUUUUCUUGUGUGAGUCUAAUGCACUUGUCGAUAAAUAAAUCAUACCUAAACGAAGUACAAAUAUUACAUUCCAGUCAAUUGAUGACGUUUAUCUUUAAGUUUAUGCAGAAAUUGCAAACUGUUAUAUUCUAUACAUUUCCCUAUUUUACGAAAAUAUAUGAUGUUCUUUUAAGCCAAGCUGAUAAAAGUUGCGGUCGGUAAAGUACGUAGUCAAAAGUAUACCAUACAACAUGUAG
Molecule: messenger RNA, 5151 nt
Organism: Cydia splendana
Lineage: Eukaryota; Metazoa; Arthropoda; Insecta; Lepidoptera; Tortricidae
Gene: nwk
Product: protein nervous wreck
Exons: 19
Coding region: 70-3027 (985 amino acids)
Biological process (GO): regulation of actin filament polymerization; neuromuscular synaptic transmission
Cellular component (GO): neuromuscular junction; recycling endosome
Molecular function (GO): protein binding
Source: RefSeq, a predicted model, not a curated record